GUCUGGUACGGUAUGGUUAGCCUGUAACCCUAAAACGAGGACCAACCAUUGAUUGAUUGAUUGACACACCAAACAACAAAAUCUGCAACAAGCCAACUCCAUAGUUGGCGACAUCCAGUUGUGAGUUUCGUCACUCUCCAUCCUCACCCCAAAUGUGCCUCCAUUGCCGUUCGCUGCCAUGACGACACACUCAGAAGAAGACGCCAUGAAGGCUACCGGUACCGGUAGCAGUGUCAUUGCUGAGGGUACUAACGCCAAUGGAAGUGACGACGACAGCAACGCUGUGGUCGUACGCAAACGUCCAACAUGGGAAAUCACCAUGGAAAAGUUGUUGGACGAGUGUGCGUCCUCAGAUAACCCUUUCCUGAACUCUUUUGCGUCCUCUCCUCUCAUGGAGAGGUUUCUCCGUGACAAUGCCUUGGCAAAAGCCUUUGGACGCAUGAGCCGAAGUAGGUUGAGAAAAGAGCUGCAAGAAUCCGCGGCACUCGAAUCCAAACUUGCGAGAGCUCUACCAGGGCUAUUGGCCACUCAAACGGCUUCGGGUGGCACUGUUAGUAGGUCAGAACCGGGCAUGGGCACAACACAGACAGAAGAUCUAGUCAUUUGGGAUUUGUGCUGUGGAAAGGGAUUUAGUUCACUCUGGCUUGCCACCAACACGUUUCCCCAAGCUUCAUCCAUUACCAGCGAAGAUGCAACCAUAGAUACAAACCAUGCAUGUCCCAUCACCAAUGACAAUCCCGGCAAGGUCUCCAUCCACAUGGUGGACACCGAUGGAGACAUCAACUUUGACUGGAUCAAUGGUUUUCCAAACUUGACCUUCCACAAGUUGGAUAUCUAUUCACACGAUCUCGAAGAUGCCAUCAGAGAAUCCACCAUGGAUGGCCAGAAAAAGCUCAUUGUCGUCGGGAUUCACACAUGCGGUGACUUGUCGAGGCGAGUUCUCCAACUUGGUCAACUGUGUGAGGCUUACGCUACAUUGGUAAGCCCCUGCUGUUGUAUUCGUCCUCUCAAACUUAAAAAGCGCAAGAUUGGAUCGUUUGGAUAUGACACGGCAAUGAAGGCCCGCAACUUCAAUGGACAAGUCAGCGUGUACCAAUUGUGGGGGUGGAUGUUGUGGGGAUAUGCCCGUGCCAUGAAUCAACAACAGGCAGAGAAAAGCGGGGAACAGCAGAAGCGAAGAACAAGCCAUAGAAUUGAUUUGACAGCUGAGCCACUGAUGAAAACAGACAAGAACAUUUGGCUCUCAGUUGUUGCAGCACCGACAACAAGAGUCUUCCCGGUUGACUCGAGUUGACAAGUUAGGAAAGGUAUAGAGAGAGUAUGGUGAUGUAAUGCAGCAGCAUUUGCCUGAAAGAAUGGCGUCUUCUUUCAUUAUGGGAAAUGCCGUGGGUAAGGGAUGUUCCGUGGGGAGACAAAUUAUUUAGUGCACGACAUGAUGCGCAACAGCCGUAGUAGUAGCUAGCGGUAGCCGUGGCAGGUCAUUGGAUAAUAACUAUGACCUACUAGCUAGUACUUUUUUGUUUUUC
Messenger RNA from Seminavis robusta, 1526 nucleotides. The record is from the annotation of a GenBank genome assembly. Lineage: Eukaryota; Bacillariophyta; Bacillariophyceae; Naviculales; Naviculaceae.